ACAAUUUCAUUCCAACCAAACAAGUUUUCAAUAACCCCAAUCGUCUCCUGUGCCGAUUACCUUUCUCGUUCUCUUUGCUUGGGGGCUCAACUCACCUUGUACUAAAUCUGUUAUGGUUUUAUGUGGUUUGUGGUGCUGAAUCACCAUGUCAAACGAUCUCGUACAGCAAUUGUCAGUACCAGGCAACCAAAUGGCUCAGCUUCAACGUCUUUCAAAUAAAUUGGAACCGCCAAUGCCGAUCCAAUUAAUAGGAUUGGAAACCAAUGAAGCAUUGCAGCAGCAGAUGUCAUCUUCAAACAUUCCGAUAGGACAGAUGGAACCCGUGUUCAAUUGUCCUGGGUCUCAAUUAUUAUCAAUUUCAAAUCAGCAAAGUGGACAGAUUCCACCCCAGACCUAUCAUCUGGUAGCUCAGCAGUAUUUAGCACCCAACAAUCCUAUAGGAGAUAGGAGUACCAUAUUGCACAGUGUGCAACCACAGCAAUCCUCCAUACUGAGUAAGCGCAAAAUGCCUAUAGAAUCAAUGUCAAAUGGUCCUGAUCUUCAGAAGUUGUUAAUGCCAAACAAACGGGUAGCACAAAUGGAACAGAGGCCAUGGUUGCAACCAAUAUCUGCAGCUAAUAACAGAGUAGUACAGAUGCAGGCAAUGUCUAACAAUCCAGGGUCACAUUCAUCAGAAUUAAGUAAGAAACCUGUUCCAAGUAAAUCUGGCUCUUCAGCUUUAAGAGUUAAACCUGUGCCAAUGCAAGUGUCUCCAAAGGCUCAAUCUGAGUCAUCGGAAUCAGUUAGGUCCAAGAUGCGGGAAUCAUUAGCUGCUGCCUUGGCUCUGGUUUUCCAGUCACAAGGGGAGUCUUCUAGUGUAGGCAAGAUUUCACAAUGUGAAGUUACAAGUUCUCCUGGGAAGACAGAGAAGGAUUCUCAUGCAGCUGACUAUACUUCUGUUAAUGUUGCCUCUGAAUCAGCAGAACUGCAGGAGAGAUUGCUCUCCAAUGAGGAUGGCGGUGCUCAUGUAAAUGUCAGUGAUGCUACACAGAAUGUAAAAUGUGAUGGGCAACAAUUUCAAUCAGAUAAUCUUUUGUCUGAGGAGGACGUUUCAUUUAGUGAGAAUGUUUUUGUCAGAGAUGAACUUUUGCAGGGAAAUGGUCUUUCUUGGGUAUUGGAACCUGAAAUAGAGAUUUUGGAGAAAAAGGAAGUUCAAACUUUUGAGAAAAAGAAUUCAGAUGCUAAGGUGGGUGCAAAUAAUAGUCAUCAACCUCUUAGAACUCCAAAAAUUUUGGCGUUUAAAAUAGAAGCAGAACUCUUCAAGUUGUUUGGAGGUGUGAAUAAAAAGUACAAGGAAAAAGGUAGAUCUCUUUUGUUCAACUUAAAGGAUCGAAAUAAUCCUGAACUCAGAGAAAGAGUUAUGUCUGGUGAUAUUGUCCCAGAACGAUUGUGUUCUAUGAGUGCCGAGGAACUAGCUUCUAAAGAGCUUUCUCAGUGGCGGCAAGCUAAAGCAGAAGAGCUUGCCCAAAUGGUUGUUUUGACUGAUACUGAUGUUGACAUUAGACGUUUGGUGAAGAAAACACAUAAAGGUGAAUUUCAAGUGGAGGUUGAACAAGCUGACAGCACUUCUGUUGAAGUUUCUGCAGGGGCAACAACACUUACUCGUCGACCAAAAACUGAGGCAAAGAAACCUGCUGCUGCUAAUUUAAUUAGAAGGAAGGAUGAAGGGAAUGCAGUAGAUGAAAAGAGUAAUCUUGAAGACCAUAAUGUUUCAUCUACCAUUACUAUUCCAUCAACUGAGGGAACCGAUCCAAUGCAAGGGCUGAUGGUAGAAGAUGAACUGAAGGAUACUGAAUUUCUGCCUCCGAUUGUGUCCCUCGACGAGUUCAUGCAGUCCCUUGAUUCAGAACCACCAUUUGAGACUUUACCUGGAGAUGGUGUAAAAUCAACUCCCAUAUCAGACAAGGGUGACACAGAUGUUCGGUCUGAAUUGAAGUCUGUGGGACAAUCCCCACAAGAAGAUACUAUUGAUGGUAGUCCAGAUAAACCUGAUACUAUUGAUGAGCGUAGGACGAAAUACGACAGUGAUACUAAAUCUGGUGGUGUUCCUGUCAGAAUAGAGGAUGUGGAUUCUGUUACUUUAAACUGUGAACAAAUCUGGGAAGGAUCACUUCAACUAAAUGUAAUGGCUGUGACCUCCGUCGUUGGCAUUUUCAAGAGUGGUGAAAAAACAUCUAUAAAAGAGUGGCCUAGCCUUCUGGAGAUCAAGGGAAGGGUUAAACUUGAUGCAUUUGAGAAGUUCCUCCAAGAGCUUCCCAUGUCCCGAAGUCGAGCUGUGAUGGUGGUGCAUUUUGUGUGCAAAGAGGCGUCCCCCAAGAGUCUGGGUGAAGUGGCAGUUUCAUAUGUUUCUGAGGGGAGAGUGGGUUUUGCUGAGCCUGCCCCUGGAAUGGAACUUUACUUUUGCCCUCCUCGCUCAAAAACACUUGAAAUGUUCGCCAAGAUCCUCUCAAAAGAUCAACUCCAUGCACUUAAUGCUAUAGAUAAUGGUCUAAUUGGUGUUGUUGUAUGGAGAAGGGCUCAAUUAAUUUCAACUUCACACCCCAAGCAUAUCUCCAGAAAGCAACAUUUCACUUCUAGCUCUAGGAGACAGCAAGAAAAAGAUACAAACUUGAAUUCAUCUAAUCUUGUAUCUAAGCCCGCCUCAUCUACCUAUUCCAAACCCCCGCCUGAUGAUGAUGAUGAUGAUGAUGAUGUUCCUCCUGGAUUCGGCCCUGGUACCGUAUCGCGGGAUGAAGAUGACCUACCAGAGUUUAACUUUACCAGUGGCACGAAUCCUUCUGGACCACAGCCUUAUUCCACCAGAUUCUCAUCCCAAGGGCCAGGAUUGGUCCCUUCUCAUUUACAUCCGCGCACACCGUCUCGCCCCGUAGAUCAAAUAAGAGAGCUUAUACAUAAGUAUGGACAACCCUCUUCAGGGAUUAUCUCCACAUGGAACGAUGAUGAUGACGACAUACCAGAGUGGCUACCACAAAUGCAUAAACCUCAGCAACGAGUAGCGCCAUCUCCAACCUCACUCAACAGUUUCCAGCAGCAGAUUCAUCGCCCCCAGGAGAUACAUCAGCAAGUUUUUCCGGCUGUUUACAUACAAAGUCAACCUAAUGCUGCCCAUCAGGCACCUGCCUGGGGUGGUCCACAAGAUCCCCGUGGCCAACCCGUUAAUGGGGACCAGUUUUACGGGACCCCAUCCUGGCCAAAAGAUGCCCCAAAAAGUAGAGGCUUCUAAAUAUCUUGUACUGUAAAUGAAAUGUUCUCUUGGCUUUUAAGCUUAUGUCCUUGGCUCUGGAAGCUUGGAUGUCUUAUAUUAUUAGGUGGUUUCAGUAGUUUUACAUUAUCAAUUUUGUUUUCUAGUCAGCUAAGAGGUCUUUUAAUCGAAUCAUAUGCAAUUGAAAUGGUCUUUGACGCGUAAAAUAAAACUCGGUAUUUGUCAAGGAUUCUGCAUGAUCAAUGCAAGAAUUAAAUUUCUGUUAUAAUC
Messenger RNA from Rubroshorea leprosula, 3511 nucleotides. NCBI's taxonomy places the organism in Eukaryota, Viridiplantae, Streptophyta, Magnoliopsida, Malvales, Dipterocarpaceae. The record is from the annotation of a GenBank genome assembly.